UUUGCACACAUAAUAUCAAUAUGUGAAUGCAGAAAAAGUCCAAAUUUCCAGCCUUGCAUGAGGGUCCAUAUCUUCUAGACUUGGAGUAUAUUAAAGAGUUGACUGGAUGAUAACUUAUCUGGAUCCCAAAUUAUACAGUUUUAGUAGUAUAAUAUAUUCAUAAUUCAUUCUAUCAUUUUUUUCAGCUUUCAGCUGCUACAAUUAUCCAUCUUGUUCACUUCAAUCACUUUUUUCCUGGUUAUUUAGUUUCUGGGUUUUUUUUUUUUUUUUUUGCAGAGCUUGUACAGUAACAGGAACUUUCAGUCAGAAGAGAACACCCUGCAUUGUAGUUUACAUUUGGAGCAUCAACCCAGAUUCUUCAGCAUCUACACAGGAUGUCAGGAGGGUCAGUUGGGAUGGAUAUCUUAACUGGAGGAGCUGGGCAAGCAGCUGGAGCACUGGUUGGUCCAGCAGCAGAUGCUAGUAAAGGGAUAUACAAGUGUCUGAAGCGCAAAUAUUACUAUAUCAAGUACUUGGGUCGGAACUUUGAAAACCUCGAGAAAGAAGCAAGAUAUCUGUCUAGCCGAGAGAAAGAUGUGAAUAAUGAGAUUUUUAGGAACCAGGUAAUGAGGGAGAAGACUCAUGAAUGUGAGACUUGGCUGGAAGAUGUCAGUAAAAUGACAGAUGAUCUGAAAGAUCUGAAAAUUAGAUAUCAGAAAGCUAACAAUGGCUCUUGUGGACCCUGUUUAUUGCACACUCGUCUGAAGCUCAGCAGAGAGGUUGUAAAAAUGACCACGUCUGUUGUUGAUCUCAAAGAUCGGAUGAAACUUGAUGAUAUCUUACUGAGAGAUCUACCUGUAGAAAGAAUUGAGAAGAAAUUUCCCAAGAAAAUAGAUGUUCCAACACAAAGUGAAAAUGUGGAGAGACUCCUAGAGUUUCUUAAAGAUGACAGCAUAAAGAAAGUUGGAAUAUGGGGGAUGCCUGGAGUAGGUAAGACAACAAUUCUAGAAAAUCUGCAUGACGAAGUAGGAAAGCUUAAGAUAUUUGAUAUUGUAGUUUGGGUGACUGUGUCGAAGGAGGGGGGUCCUCGUCAGAUACAACGGGAAAUCUUGAAGCGAUUGGGUGUGAAAGGGGAAGGGAUUGAUGCUGAAAAUCCAGGUGCAAGUUUGAUAUCAAGAUCACUGGCAAAUAAAAAAUAUUUGCUUCUUUUAGAUGAAGUUUCCUCAAUAAUUAACUUGCAUGACGUAGGAAUUUAUGAAAGUGAUAUGCAAGGGAAAGUGGUGAUAGCAACAAGAGAGAGAAUCAUUUGCAACAUGAUGGAGACGGAUGAAGAGAUCAAAGUGGAAAGACUGUCAAAGAAUGAUGCCCGAAAGUUGUUCCGUGAUGUUGUAGGUGUAGCAUUUGAGUAUCCAGGAAUCAGGCCAAUAGCUGAAAAGGUGCUUAAACAGUGUGGAGAGUUGCCGCAGCUCAUCAGAGCUGUAGGAAUCCAUUUAAAAGGAAAGUUUAGCGAAGAUCUUUGGAGUAACACAUUAUCGAGGUUGCAGUCCCCGAGUAUGGAUCAGCUGAAGCAUACGCAAGAAGUUUUUUCCGCUUUCAAACUCAUCUAUGAUGACUUGCAGGAUAGUCUAAAGGACUGCUUGCUAUAUGGAGCUUCUUUUCCAGAAGAUUAUGAGAUUUAUAAAGACUAUUUGGUUGAAUGUUGGAAGGCAGAGCAGUUAAUUGGGAUUGGUCAGACAUUGAAGAAAGCUUGUGCAGAAGGACAUUCAAACUUGGAUACUUUGAUGGACAGAUGCCUAUUUGACAGAUGUAAGACCACAAAAUAUGUGAAGAUGCCCAUCAUAUUUAGAAAUGCAGCUCUAAAAAUGGCUUAUGUUCGAAAGUUUGAGAUAUUGGUCAUAGAUGGUGAAGAACCAGAGAGUCAUCCUCCCCUUGAGAAAUGGAAGAAUGCCAGAGUUGUCUCUUUGAUGAACUCUGAUUUAGUAGACUUGCCUGAGAAUCCUGAAUGCCUUACGGUUUCAACUUUAUUUCUUCAGAAGAAUGAAAGCUUAUCAACAAUACCAGCAUCUUUCUUUAAUAGAAUGCCCACCCUUAAAAUUCUUGAUUUGUUUGGAACGGGCAUCAAAUUUCUCCCUUCAUCUAUUUCCGAGUUAACCAACCUUACAGGGCUUUAUCUUAAUGACUGCCACCAACUGGAGGAUCUACCUGUGGAUAUGAAGAAGCUCCAGAAUCUUGAAGUCCUUGACAUUCGUCGCACUGGGGUUCAUGGUUUUCCUGAGGUGAUUGAGCAGCUAACUUGUCUUCGAUGUCUGCGAGUCUCGUUCACUAGUUAUUUGAGCAACCAAAACCAUGCUGCAUGCAAUGGUGAGGAUAAAUAUCCAUCCAAAAUCCUUCAAUUACCUAUCCAAUUGGAAGAUUUAACCAUUGAUGCAGAUCCAAAGGAUCCAAGGUGGAACGAGAUAGCACCAGAAAUUGCUGUACAACUGGCUGGUUUAAAGAAGUUGAGUUCUCUUUCAUUCUACUUCCCAACCGCAGAAGCACUCGAAGCUUUCACUCGAACUAGCAUCUCUUGGAAGAACGGAAAUGGGAUAAACUUUAGAUCAUUCAAUAUAUAUGUGGGUUCUCAUGGGACCCACAACUCACCGCAGUUUAGUGCUUCUAUAUGCUCAGGUCGGCGAUAUCUUCACUAUUCUGAAGGUACAGAUACACCAAAUGUAAUCAAAGAGGUGCUCUUGGUCACUCAUGCUUUCCAACUCAUUGAGCAUCAGAACAUUACAAGCUUCUCAGACUUUGGUAUUGAUGAGAUGGUAAGUUUGGAAGUGUGCGAGGUGAAAGAAUGCAAUGCAAUGACAACUGUCGUAAGUAGUUGUGUAGCAGAAACUCGUGCAUUCCCGUGGCUCAAGGUGCUGCAUUUACUCAAGUUGCAGCAACUUACUGAAAUUUGCCAAGGCCCUAUUUCUUCAGACAGUUUUGCAAAUUUGACAACUUUGACCGUGUAUGAUUGUCCCAAUUUGUUGAAAAUUGUUUCAGGGGAGAUGGGCAAACAACUCAAAGAGCUACAAUACUUGAGAGUAGAGAAGUGUUCUCAAGUUGUAGAAGUAAUUGAGAUGGACCCUCAGUGCAAUGGGACUGACACAUUUCCCAAGUUGAAGAUUCUAGAACUUGUUAGCCUUGAAAGACUUGUUAACAUUCAUACAUGUGAUUCAUUUGAAUGGCAUGCACUGCGGCAAGUCAAUAUUGUUGAAUGUGAAAAACUCGUCAAUCUUCGCUUGAACAAAAUGAAUGCUACAAAGUUACAUUGUAUCACAUGUAAUCAAGCUUGGUGGGGAUCGCUGAUGCUGAAUGACGACGUCAGAACACAUCUUCAAGCCUUUUGUUGCUUCAUUUAGCAAAACUAGAGUGAAUAAUGUCAGUUUUAAUUAUUAAAUUUUAGUUUUCUGAUGAUCGCUCUGUGCUUAUUCGGCCAUCAUAUACACUCGGGAUUCAAAUAGAUGUAUCAUGCAACUUUGUACUAAUUUUAUCUACAUGAAACGAAUUAAUUGGUUACGGUACUGUA
Molecule: messenger RNA, 3532 nt
Organism: Beta vulgaris subsp. vulgaris (sugar beet)
Lineage: Eukaryota; Viridiplantae; Streptophyta; Magnoliopsida; Caryophyllales; Amaranthaceae
Product: disease resistance protein At4g27190
Exons: 2
Coding region: 375-3365 (996 amino acids)
Molecular function (GO): ADP binding; ATP hydrolysis activity
Source: RefSeq, a predicted model, not a curated record